Mesocricetus auratus (golden hamster) is the source of this 1608-nucleotide messenger RNA. It is a transcript of the gene Trappc2, whose product is annotated as trafficking protein particle complex subunit 2. The coding region runs from base 315 to 737 and encodes 140 amino acids. NCBI's taxonomy places the organism in Eukaryota, Metazoa, Chordata, Mammalia, Rodentia, Cricetidae. Gene Ontology annotation, biological process: endoplasmic reticulum to Golgi vesicle-mediated transport. Gene Ontology annotation, cellular component: nucleus; TRAPP complex; cytoplasm. The record is from RefSeq and is a predicted model, not a curated record. The transcript has 6 exons.
CCCUGUCCCCGCACACACCUGUUUCCGGCUUUUGACAGAUGCUCUCAGAAGCCAAACUCGCAUCUUGUUGAGAACCACGGGAGUUUAAUUUUAUAGAAAACCCCCAUUGUGUGUGUGCUAUGAGAAAGAUGAAGAUGACCCAAGUGCCGGGGAUGCCUAGCUCAGAUAAUAGAGAUCCGGGCGUGGUGGCUCAUCUGUAAUCCCAACGCUGGGAAGACAGGCGAAACACGUUUAAGAUUUCUUUGGAUGUCAUUGAGUUUUCUGUGUGACUCAGCAGAAGACACAGAGAGUCUUGGAGCUAUACAUUGAAGAUAAUGUCUGGAAGCUUCUACUUUGUAAUUGUUGGCCACCAUGAUAAUCCUGUUUUUGAAAUGGAAUUUUUGCCACCUGGGAAAGCAGAAUCUAAAGAUGAUCAUCGUCAUCUGAACCAGUUCAUAGCCCAUGCUGCUCUUGACCUUGUGGAUGAAAACAUGUGGCUUUCUAAUAACAUGUAUUUAAAAACUGUGGACAAAUUCAACGAGUGGUUUGUAUCAGCAUUUGUCACUGCGGGACAUAUGAGAUUUAUUAUGCUUCAUGAUGUGAGGCAAGAAGAUGGAAUAAAGAACUUCUUUACUGAUGUCUAUGAUUUGUAUAUAAAGUUUGCAAUGAAUCCAUUUUAUGAACCCAAUUCUCCUAUUCGAUCAAGUGCAUUUGACAGAAAAGUUCAGUUUCUUGGGAAGAAACACCUUUUAAGCUAAGUGGAGAAAAACUCUGAAAUAAACAGUAUCACACUCAGGAAUGUGUGCCUGUAAGUCAUCUGAAAUAGUCUGGGAAACUUUCACUUAAAAUUGUACAUUGUUUUCAUGUUGACUAUCAGCAUUAAUAUUUGCUUGUGAACAGUGUUAUUUAUAAGGAGCUCUUUACCUGUAAUUUUAAAGGUUCUUAUUUAAAAGCUUGAGAAUGAACUUUUGACUUUUCUGGUUGAAGUAAUUUGCUCUUAAUUUAUUAAUUCAAAAGCAAAUGUCAUAGUAUUUGUUAGAUGUAUUUAAAAUGAAAUGCUUCUGCAGACGUGAACGAAACUGAAUUACUUGCACAUUUAGAGAGAUUCUUUUAAAAUGCAUAGACACUACAGUACCAAGAAGCUGAAGCAGAAAGCCUCUGCAAUGCCAAGUGUUACAUACCUGCCUGCUUCUAAACCCUAGACCCAUAUACACUGGACCAGUUACAGGCCACAGCAAAAUGUAUUGCCUCUGUCACCUUAUAAUCUUGUGUUUCCUUUCUCCUAAUAAACUAAUGAAAGUUGAAUGAACUUGUUCUAUCUGUACUUAAAAAUGUUGUGAUACAGCUUUGGUAUUGCUAAUAAAAGUUUGGGUUACACUGACAUUUGCACUUAGCCUUUUAGGCUAUAUAUGGAGUGGGAGGUGGCAGAUGUAGCUUCUUCUAUAAGAAAUGUUGGUUUGAUUUUACAAUAGCACAUAUGCAUGGGAAAACAAGUAAAGCAGCUUUCCAUGUACACACUGGAAGACUUUCCAUUCUAAUUUUUGAGUAAGUAGUUAUAAGCCUUCUUGUAUCCUUUUGUGAAGUUGUUGCCAUCACUCUUUGAUUUCUUAAAUAAAGACUUACAUUCAA